Molecule: messenger RNA, 633 nt
Organism: Echinococcus granulosus
Lineage: Eukaryota; Metazoa; Platyhelminthes; Cestoda; Cyclophyllidea; Taeniidae
Exons: 2
Coding region: 1-633 (210 amino acids)
Source: RefSeq, a predicted model, not a curated record
AUGGCACUUUUUGCCUUAUUGGCCAAUUCAAAGACGCUUAAUGAUCUAUCAGCAAAGGGGAUCUAUCUCAAAUCAGUGCUUAUUUUUUGCAAACAAAAUGUGUUAUUCAAUUGUGGAAGUCCAUUUUUUGCCCUAAAUGUCAAUUGGCAUUUGUCUAUUAACAUUUCUUUGGGCUCUGGGUCAGAUCCGGGUAUCAUAGGCGGUCCAACACUAAUUUCUGAUUGUGUCUAUGCUCCAAAAUAUUUCUCCCGAAGACAAGUAUGUCAUCUAGGUAUCCUAAACAAUGGUUUGGGAAUGGUUCAACCGGAGAGGUUUACAUGUGAUGGAAAGUGGCCGCGACGUUACAGAGCUCGAAAUGCAGUGCCUGAAAUUUGUAAAACACAUUUGACAAUAAAGAAGCAGCCUUCUCUCCGUUUAUUUCUCCCUGUUCUGCUUGCUAGUAUGGCCAUUUUCAGUCUAGCUUGGCGAAUCGACUUGACUCGUGUAAAUAGUUUACCAAAUUUGUUGAAGCGGAGUGGUGGAAAGGAGUCCUUCUUCUUUACCAGAACAAUCGGUGAGGUCUAUGGCGAUUUGGAUGACUUUUGUGACCUCGUCUCUGAUCAUCAUUUCAAUGAGGCAUUUCCUUUACUCUAG